AAAUAGAGGGGUGUGUUUGUUUGGUUAUAUAACUAAGUAGUCAGGUUUUUGAUCGGGAGUGAAAAGAGAAAAAUGGUUUCAAGAGUGGAAACUAUGAAGAAGAAGCAACAAGGUGGUGAUCAAGAAAAUAAUAAUUACAGUAAUCAUAAAGGGGGAGAAGGUGGAUAUCAUCAGCAGCAGUUGCAGAAGCAGAUGCAAUGCAACAAAGCAAAAGUCUGCAAGUUCAAGAGGAGCAGCUCUAACCUUGAAGAAGAUGGUGCUUCUUCUGCAAUUCUCUUCCUUGCUUGCAUUGCCUGCACUCCCUCUUUUUAAUGUCGCGUUAUUACUAUUAUUAUUUCAAAUUAACUUUAUCUCUUUUCUCCU
Messenger RNA from Carica papaya (papaya), 363 nucleotides. RefSeq lists its product as uncharacterized. The record is from RefSeq and is a predicted model, not a curated record. Lineage: Eukaryota; Viridiplantae; Streptophyta; Magnoliopsida; Brassicales; Caricaceae.